Molecule: messenger RNA, 722 nt
Organism: Notodromas monacha
Lineage: Eukaryota; Metazoa; Arthropoda; Ostracoda; Podocopida; Cyprididae
Source: the annotation of a GenBank genome assembly
AUUCGUAUUUAUUUUUGUUCAGCAGGCCGUAGGUGUUUUAGGUGAAUAAUGUUGCCAACAUGAACGAGCUUGACGACGAACAGUUUCAGAAGCUCAUGGUAACUUAUAAUUACCGUCGAGUGUGUAGUGUACCAUCUUGUCGCAGAAAACCUGGAUUGGAUGGUUCAAUAAAAAUGCACCACUUUCCCAAAGAUAAAUUCUUGGCUUCGUUGUGGAAGGAAGCGACGGGCAUUGACAAGUUGAAUGUAAACGCAGUCAUCUGUUCCCGCCAUUUCAUUCCGUCGGACUAUCAUCCCGGAAGUUUACGACUGAAACGUGGAAUAAUCCCAACGCAGAACUUGGAUGCAAUCAUGUCAGACGUGAAGUGUUUGACACUGAGUGAUGGUCAAGUGUUUCUGCUAACCAGCAGAUCAAAUCCGACUCUGGAUGAACGCAUCAAGUCCCUUGGCAAGGUGCCGGUUGAAAUGGUUGUACCUGUUCAUCAACGUCCAGAUGAGACCAGAGGUGUGAAAAAGAUUCUUGGUGAUCCCUGCAAGGUUACUCCGGUUGACCGUACAAAGCGCUACGCCAAAUCACCGCCUGCUGUGGAGACCAGUACUGAGAGGAAACGAGAGAACCGAGACGGAACAAACCCCAAGCGAAUGGACUCGUUUCUGAAAGUAGCUCACGUUCAGGUCGAAGUGGGAACUGAUCGCGUGGUGCUUGGAUCUCAUCAUAACUAG